AUGAACGAGUCGCUGCUCACCGGCAGCAAGGACUGCAAUCUUGGUGAGGGGGCUGGCAUCAUCAAUUUUGCUUCCGUUCCGCUGGAUGAUGAUGCGUGGAAGCGGACAAGCCUUCGAGACCGACUGAGACUCACGAGCCUGAAGAUCCUACGAGACAAUGCCUUCUUGCCUAUUCCGGCUGUGAUCAGCACAUACGUGCCAAUCGGCCUCAUUUGGUGGUUUGGCUUCCAAUGUAUAUUCAUGGACACCUCUACGUCUCUUCUGACUGAUUUGAACAUGAAGAGGCUCCUUGUCUACCAAGUCCUGCAUGGCCUUUUGGGCCUUGGAGCGACCUCGUCCCUGCUGGGCUUCCGUUUUAAGUGGCACCUGGGAAGUACCGCGAUCCACUUCCUGACGCCAGGGACGCUCUGCUCCCCUCUGCUGCCCCAGGUGGCGAACCUGCUGAACUUUGGCCGCGGAGUUCCCGGGCAGCGCUCCAUCUUGGCCGUCGUGAGCUUCGCAGCCUACAUCGCCUUGCUGCUGCGGGCGCUGCUGGCCCCUGAGCUAGGGGCAUCGCAGCUGCUGCCGAUCUACUUGGCACUUGCCCUCUGCACCGUCUUCGACUUUACCAUCUACCUGGCCAGCCGAGGAGAGCACUACGUGUACAUGCUGGUUUGCCUGAUGUUCCCAGACUGGCGCAAUGGCAUGCAGUGCGUGCAGUUGGCACUUUGGUCCUGGGCAGGUGUCUCCAAGAUGGGCCCUUGGUUCCAGUAUGUGCUUCCCUUCAUUACGAAGGAUUCUGCAGUCGCCAAUCUCCUUCCAAGGGGCUUCCUUGCCAAGAUCAUGCUGGCAGACUUUCCGAGAGACGUGAACCCGAGUAUGUUCACCACUGUUCUGGCCUGGACGGGCGCGCUGCUGGAAAUAGUCUUCCCCGCCCUCUGCUGUUGCUCGGUGCCGCUGCGAUAUGUCGGUGCUUACGGAAUGAUCGCCUACCACUUCUUUAUUGGGGUGUGCAUGCCGUUCGCGUCGGUGUUCGAGUGGAACUUCUUCUGUAUGAUCUUGGCAUACUACCUCUUUGUCGUGAACCAGCUCUCACUGCCAUCUUCCCUGUUCCUGCAGUCGUUCCUUGUGCUGGUCCUUGUUCUCAUCCCUUUGUUUGGGCAGCUUUACCCCACUCUCGUGCCAUUCCUUAUCGCCUACCGCCCCUACGCGGGGAACUGGAGAUUCCAGUGGUAUAUUGUCCACAAGAAGGCGCUGCCCAAACAUCAGAAGCUGAAGACCUUGGAAGACCCAUUCACAGGAAACAACCUGGGCUGGAUGUACAGGAUGCUGUUCGGAAAGUGGGGCGCGGCCAGCAAAAGUGCCAUCGAACGAUGGGACUGGUUCCUCACUGCCAGCAUCAUCUACGUGCCGGCUUACCGCCCUCUGGUAUCCAUCUUGGAGAAACUUUGCGAAGAGAACGGCUGGGACAUCGAUGACGUGCUUUUUUCCCACAGCGAGGCCUACCAAAACCAGGUCUUUGGCUGGUCUCUUGGCACCGGAUGGAUCGCCGCCCGCGAGUGCACGCGGGAAGCCUUCAACGCCAUCUGCCAGUUUGGGAAGGCAGAGAUGUACUUCGUGCAGUUCGAGCCUUGCAAGCCUCUUCCCUAUGGCAGGGAAAACCACGUGAUACAGUUUCGGUGCUUUGACGUCACAGAAGGCCCAGAAAAUGCCCAGAUCCACGGCGCAGUGCCCUAUGCGCAGCUGGCUGCCUCCCAGCCGGCGGACCUCUACUUGAGCGAGGGGCAGAGCGGUGACGACUUGGUGGAGACUUGGGAAACAGGGGAAGCUUGCUGGAGCUUGGACAAAUGCGUCCAUUGGCAAAAAGACUCGGCAUGUGAUGCCAACGGUUUGCAUCUUCGCAUGCUUCUGCACAGCGGUGUGAUUCCACAGAGUAUUCCACCGGAGCUCUUGCACCAGCACCAUGCCAUACUGGUGCCAUUUGUAAGUCAGGACCCUUUAUGGCGACCGAUCUCGGUGAUGGAUCCGGAUCUCCCGCAUCUCCCACGGACCCUGUCAGCGGUGCCUUCAGAAUCGAUUCGGCAGCUCGGGCGUAGAGCCGCCUCCCCAGACAGUUCUACGCCAUUGUCAAGAGUGUCGGCGUCAAAGUCAAGCAGAAGGGCGCAGAUAGAGGAGUUUACACUGCACAUGGCCCUGGAGCGCCUUCGUGUCUUCUAUGCCGUGCUUCAAGUGGGGUUGAUUCUGCUUGCCUGUGGCAUGCUCUUUACUGCUGCGGCAGAGCUUCUUUGGCGAGUCCUUCCUCCUGGACGGACUGCUGAGUGGGUGGUCUCGGCAAUAUCAGUGUGCUCAUGGCUGCUGACCUCCUUGACCGUUUCAAUCGCAUCGACAUGUCCCAUCGAAGAGCUGGACCUUGCCAGCUUCAUCGAGGCCAGACCGAAUCUGUGCUUCUUCAUGGCCCUGCCUCCAGCUCUGACAGCUGCUGCACGGGUUUCGGAGCUCCCGAUGCCGCGAGCCCUCUCCCUCAUCACCGUUCUCGGACUGGUGGGCAGAGGAUGCUUCGGCCUAUGUCGUCGCUUUCAUCUUCCCCUUCCGGGCGCCGUCUUCUUGCUGGAGCUCUGGUGUCUCGACAUGAUGGUCUCACCCAGUGUUAAUGGAAUGGCAAGGGCAGAUCCUCCCAGAACGGAGAUUCUGCUGUCUCUGCUUGCGCUGAUCGGUGCCGCAGUCAUCAUCGCACUGUGGGCGACGCGAUCCCAGUCCACUAUUCGCUUUUACGUUGCGACAAACCUUGCCUGCUCUUGGAGCGGCUUUUACUUCGCGGGCCGUGCCUUCGAUCUGGCGAUGGGAUACCAGCAAUGGGAAGUUGGCCGACAAGUUGACAUUGCCAUCGUGGCAGCUGUGGCCAUGUCUGCUGCCACGCUGCUACCCCUUCUUGGCGUUUCGAUUGUCGGUCGACGGCGGCUCUUCAAAGCCUUGGGCGACAAGUUUGAGCACAGCCGAAGUCGUCAGCUGCAAAGCGGGGCCUUCAUGGCCAUGCUUUUGGAUUCCUACUUUGUUCAGAGAGGGCAGCCAUGGUGGCUGCGGCAGCAUGCUCUGGAAACGGAGACCGUCCCGGAGAAUACCUUCAAUGGUAACACACCGCGCCCGUUCGACCUCUCCGCAUCCCUGGGGUCCAAGCUCAGCUCAAUAGACUCACUGUGCUCAGCGGCCACCCCGGCAUCGAUGAUGCCGGAGAUGGAUAUGAGUGCCAGACCUGAUUUCGUGAAAGGCCGGGUAGUGCAAGUCUCGAAGGAUGGGAGUGUGUUUUGGGUCAAGCCCGAGAUCGGCGAGCACAGAUCUGUAAAGGUGGAUCGGCGGCAGCAGGUCAUUCCGUGGCCACAGCUGCUGGAGCUGGGCCGCAAGAACCUGCGCUGCAUGGACUGGCAAAGCCAAAGCGAAGAGCUGUGGAGCCAAAAUGCUGGACCCGGCUUCCAGCUUUCCCGGCCGGUGGCUGGGGGCGAGGUAAUCGACUUCUUCGUGUCACACUCCUGGAGUGACAACAGCCAUCGAAAGUUUCGAGCACUCCACUUCCUCGCCGAGGAGUUUCAUGUGCGGCAUGGCCGGUACCCGACAUUUUGGGUGGACAAGUUCUGCAUCGACCAGAGCAGCGUCGAAGAUGGACUGCGCGUGCUACCUGUGAACGUCAUGGCCUGUAGCAAGGUGUUGGUCCUUUGUGGAAGUUCGUACCCCUCCCGGCUCUGGUGUGCCUGGGAGCUCUGCGUCCUCCUCUCCUUCAUGCCUCUCGGCCUGCAGCAAGACAUGCGUCUAUGA
Molecule: messenger RNA, 3786 nt
Organism: Symbiodinium natans
Lineage: Eukaryota; Dinophyceae; Suessiales; Symbiodiniaceae
Source: the annotation of a GenBank genome assembly